AUGUUUGGUGCAGAACAAACUGGAAAAAAGAAUACUGUGAAACAUUUGAGACAAAACUCAGCAAGCACAAGGAAUGGCAGGAAGCAAAAACAAAGCAUUACCUUGCUAAAAAAAACAACAAAAAGGAAAUAUGUGCAAUAUGUGUUUUCUGAAAAUGAAAUUCCACCUCUGAUCGAAGAUGAAACCCCUUUCACUUUACCUGAGCCAAAAUUCGAAGACUUCGAUAGUUUUUAUCGACGAAACCAAAUGAAUCAAACACCCAAUCAUUUCAAAAAAGAAGAAAUACGAGGGUUUUUACAAGUAUGUCAAUUAAUGAGUAUUGCUCCAAUUCCAAAUUAUGCAAACUAUUGGACAGGAUCAGGUAUGGAUCAUGCACUGUAUGCAUGCAAGCUAAUCCAGAGAGUUAUGAGUAGAAGAAGGUUCCAAGAAAUUCAUACGUUUCUCAGUAGUGAACCACAAAUAAUUGAGGACAAAAUCAAUUCUAACAGUAGAAAAUAUUGGUUGUGCGUUAGAGAAGAUUCGGUUGAUGAAAUAAUUGCAGCAUUCAAGGGAAAAGUUCGAUUCAAGCAAUACAUUCCCUUAAAACCUCACAAGUAUGGGCUGAAACACUAUGCGUUAUCAGAUUCAACAGGAUAUAUUUAUGCAUUUUGGUUGUAUCAAGGAAAAGAGUCCAGGUACACCCAUAACCCAACUUCUAUCGUUUUAGAUUUAGUAGCGCAUAUAUCUCCAGAAAAUCACAUUUUGGGCGUGGAUAAUUAUUAUGGGUCGUUAGAACUUGCUACUAAACUCUCUGCAAAAGGAUGGAGGUUUGUUAUGACAGUGAAGGGAAACAGACCAACAUUUUUGUUUAAUGAGGGUUUGCAAAAAAAGCUACCAGGAACUAAAACAAAACAGUGGAUUCAUGCGGUCAACAAGGAAAAAAACUUUGGUUGCGGUGUCUCUGAAUGA
Messenger RNA from Naegleria fowleri, 948 nucleotides. RefSeq lists its product as uncharacterized. The record is from RefSeq and is a predicted model, not a curated record. Bases 1 to 948 code for a protein of 315 amino acids. Lineage: Eukaryota; Heterolobosea; Eutetramitea; Acrasida; Naegleriidae. The transcript has a single exon.